Molecule: messenger RNA, 303 nt
Organism: Aspergillus wentii DTO 134E9
Lineage: Eukaryota; Fungi; Ascomycota; Eurotiomycetes; Eurotiales; Aspergillaceae
Product: DUF427 domain-containing protein
Exons: 4
Coding region: 1-303 (100 amino acids)
Source: RefSeq, a predicted model, not a curated record
AUGCCUCGUGCUCUGGCCAAGAUAGGCGAUCUGAUCAUCGCAGAAACAGAAGUUUGGGAGACGGUGGAAGACAAUAUUUAUUUUCCCAUAUCAGCAAUCAAAGAUCCUUCGAUCCUCCAGCACUCAGACCGGUCAACAUUUUGUUCCUGGAAGGGCCAUGCUUCAUACUGGCAUCUUAAUUUAAAUGGGGAAGUAAUCGAGAAUGCAGCAUGGUAUUAUCAAUAUCCAUAUGAUGCCGCUGCUCACAUCAAGGACCACGUUGCUUUUUACAAGGACAGGGUUGAAGUAGUGGAAGACUACUAA